UUACAUCUGCGGAGGCUGUCCUGGGAUGGUCAAUAUUAUGAUCACCUUUCCAGUACAGAAGGUCCUCUUCCGACAGCAGCUGUUCGGUGUGAGCACCACCGAGGCCAUCCGGCAGCUGCAGAGGGAUGGAAUGCGAACCCUCUACCGUGGUCUGCUUCCUCCGCUGCUCCAGAAAACCACUUCAAUGGCCAUCAUGUUUGGGUUUUCCAAUGACAUGUCUCGGCUGCUGUCACGACCCGGCAGCAGCCCGGGGCUGUUGACCAGCAGUGUUGCGGCCAUGUUGGCCAGCACUGCGGAGGCAAGUCUGGCCCCCUUUGAAAGGGUCCAGACUCUGCUCCAGGACCAGCGACACCACGUCCGGUUUCAAAACACAUUCCAUACCUUCCGGACACUGGUGCGAGAACACGGCGCGAGUGAGCUAUACCGUGGCACAGUGCCAAUCUUGCUACGUAAUGGGCCCAGCAAUGCCCUUUUCCUUGGCCUCCGAGGGCCCAUCAGAAGCAGCCUGCCUCAGGCAGAGAACCACGCUACCCAGCUGGUCAGCGAUUUUGUCUCUGGCGGCGUACUGGGUGCCACAUUGGGUUUCCUCUAUUACCCACUUAACGUGUUAAAGGCUCACAAGCAGUCACAGGUGGGUGGAGCCUUCCAGUCAUCACAUGAGGUACUGCGCACCAUCUGGAGCGAGCGAGGUGGGAAAUUGAGCCACCUCUACCGAGGGGCUCAUCUGAAUUACAUCUGCGGAGGCUGUGCUGGGAUGUUCAAUAUUAUGAUCACCUUUCCAGUACAGAAGAUCCUCUUCCGACAGCAGCUGUUCGGUGUGAGCACCACCGAGGCCAUCCGGCAGCUGCAGAGGGAUGGAAUGCGAACCCUCUACCGUGGCCUGCUUCCUCCGCUGCUACAGAAAACCACUUCAAUGGCCAUCAUGUUUGGGUUUUCUAAUGACAUGUCUCGGCUGCUGUCACGACCCGGCAGCAGCCCGGGGCUGUUGACCAGCAGCGCUGCGGCCAUGUUGGCCGGCACUGCGGAGGCAGGUCUGGCCCCCUUUGAAAGGGUCCAGACUCUGCUCCAGGACCAGCGGCACCACGUCCGGUUUCAAAACACAUUCCAUACCUUCCGGACACUGGUGCGAGAACACGGCGCGAGUGAGCUAUACCGUGGCACAGUGCCAAUCUUGCUACGUAAUGGGCCCAGCAAUGCCCUUUUCCUUGGCCUCCGAGGGCCCAUCAGAAGCAGCCUGCCUCAGGCAGAGAACCACGCUACCCAGCUGGUCAGUGAUUUUGUCUCUGGCGGCGUACUGGGUGCCACAUUGGGUUUCCUCUAUUACCCACUUAACGUGUUAAAGGCUCACAAGCAGUCACAGGUGGGUGGAGCCUUCCAGUCAUCACAUGAGGUACUGCGCACCAUCUGGAGCGAGCGAGGUGGGAAAUUGAGCCACCUCUACCGAGGGGCUCAUCUGAAUUACAUCUGCGGAGGCUGUGCUGGGAUGUUCAAUAUUAUGAUCACCUUUCCAGUACAGAAGAUCCUCUUCCGACAGCAGCUGUUCGGUGUGAGCACCACCGAGGCCAUCCGGCAGCUGCAGAGGGAUGGAAUGCGAACCCUCUACCGUGGCCUGCUUCCUCCGCUGCUACAGAAAACCACUUCAAUGGCCAUCAUGUUUGGGUUUUCUAAUGACAUGUCUCGGCUGCUGUCACGACCCGGCAGCAGCCCGGGGCUGUUGACCAGCAGCGUUGCGGCCAUGUUGGCCGGCACUGCGGAGGCAGGUCUGGCCCCCUUUGAAAGGGUCCAGACUCUGCUCCAGGACCAGCGGCACCACGUCCGGUUUCAAAACACAUUCCAUACCUUCCGGACACUGGUGCGAGAACACGGCGCGAGUGAGCUAUACCGUGGCACAGUGCCAAUCUUGCUACGUAAUGGGCCCAGCAAUGCCCUUUUCCUUGGCCUCCGAGGGCCCAUCAGAAGCAGCCUGCCUCAGGCAGAGAACCACGCUACCCAGCUGGUCAGCGAUUUUGUCUCUGGCGGCGUACUGGGUGCCACAUUGGGUUUCCUCUAUUACCCACUUAACGUGUUAAAGGCUCACAAGCAGUCACAGGUGGGUGGAGCCUUCCAGUCAUCACAUGAGGUACUGCGCACCAUCUGGAGCGAGCGAGGUGGGAAAUUGAGCCACCUCUACCGAGGGGCUCAUCUGAAUUACAUCUGCGGAGGCUGUGCUGGGAUGUUCAAUAUUAUGAUCACCUUUCCAGUACAGAAGAUCCUCUUCCGACAGCAGCUGUUCGGUGUGAGCACCACCGAGGCCAUCCGGCAGCUGCAGAGGGAUGGAAUGCGAACCCUCUACCGUGGCCUGCUUCCUCCGCUGCUACAGAAAACCACUUCAAUGGCCAUCAUGUUUGGGUUUUCUAAUGACAUGUCUCGGCUGCUGUCACGACCCGGCAGCAGCCCGGGGCUGUUGACCAGCAGCGUUGCGGCCAUGUUGGCCGGCACUGCGGAGGCAGGUCUGGCCCCCUUUGAAAGGGUCCAGACUCUGCUCCAGGACCAGCGGCACCACAUCCGGUUUCAAAACACAUUCCAUACCUUCCGGACACUGGUGCGAGAACACGGCGCGAGUGAGCUAUACCGUGGCACAGUGCCAAUCUUGCUACGUAAUGGGCCCAGCAAUGCCCUUUUCCUUGGCCUCCGAGGGCCCAUCAGAAGCAGCCUGCCUCAGGCAGAGAACCACGCUACCCAGCUGGUCAGCGAUUUUGUCUCUGGCGGCGUACUGGGUGCCACAUUGGGUUUCCUCUAUUACCCACUUAACGUGUUAAAGGCUCACAAGCAGUCACAGGCGGGUGGAGCCUUCCAGUCAUCACAUGAGGUACUGCGCACCAUCUGGAGCGAGCGAGGUGGGAAAUUGAGCCACCUCUACCGAGGGGCUCAUCUGAAUUACAUCUGCGGAGGCUGUGCUGGGAUGUUCAAUAUUAUGAUCACCUUUCCAGUACAGAAGAUCCUCUUCCGACAGCAGCUGUUCGGUGUGAGCACCACCGAGGCCAUCCGGCAGCUGCAGAGGGAUGGAAUGCGAACCCUCUACCGUGGCCUGCUUCCUCCGCUGCUACAGAAAACCACUUCAAUGGCCAUCAUGUUUGGGAUUUUUAAUGACAUGUCUCGGCUGCUGUCACGACCCGGCAGCAGCCCGGGGCUGUUGACCAGCAGCGUUGCGGCCAUGUUGGCCGGCACUGCGGAGGCAGGUCUGGCCCCCUUUGAAAGGGUCCAGACUCUGCUCCAGGACCAGCGGCACCACGUCUUGUUUCAAAACACAUUCCAUGCCUUCCGGACACUGGUGCGAGAACACGGCGUGAGUGAGCUAUACCGUGGCACAGUGCCAAUCUUGCUACGUAAUGGGCCCAGCAAUGCCCUUUUCCUUGGCCUCCGAGGGCCCAUUAGAAGCAGCCUGCCUCAGACAGAGAACCACGCUGGUAGCGAUUUUGUCUCUGGCGGCGUACUGGGUGCCACAUUGGGUUUCCUCUAUUACCCACUUAACGUGUUAAAGGCUCGCAAGCAGUCACAGGUGGGUGGAGCCUUCCAGUCAUCGCAUGAGGUACUGCGCACCAUCUGGAGCGAGCGAGGUGGGAAAUUGAGCCACCUCUACCGAGUGGCUCAUCUGAAUUACAUCUGCGGAGGCUGUGCUGGGAUGGUCAAUAUUAUGAUCACCUUUCCAGUACAGAAGAUCCUCUUCCGACAGCAGCUGUUCGGCGUGAGCACCACCGAGGCCAUCCGGCAGCUGCAGAGGGAUGGGAUGCGAACCCUCUACCGUGGCCUGCUUCCUCCGCUGCUACAGAAAACCACUUCAAUGGCCAUCAUGUUUGGGUUUUCCAAUGACAUGUCUCGGCUGCUGUCACGACCCGGCAGCAGCCCGGGGCUGUUGACCGACAGCGUUGCAGCCAUGUUGGCCGGCACUGCGGAGGCAGGUCUGGCCCCCUUUGAAAGGGUCCAGACUCUGCUCCAGGACCAGCGGCACCACGUCCGGUUUCAAAACACAUUCCAUGCCUUCCGGACACUGGUGCGAGAACAUGGCGUGAGUGAGCUAUACCGUGGCACAGUGCCAAUCUUGCUACGUAAUGGGCCCAGCAAUGCCCUUUACCUUGGCCUCCGAGGGCCCAUCAGAAGCAGCCUGCCUCAGGCAGAGAACCACGCUGGCCAGCUGGUCAGCGAUUUUGUCUCUGGCGGCGUACUGGGUGCCACAUUGGGUUUCCUCUAUUACCCACUUAACGUGUUAAAGGCUCGCAAGCAGUCACAGGUGGGUGGAGCCUUCCAGUCAUCGCAUGAGGUACUGCGCACCAUCUGGAGCGAGCGAGGUGGGAAAUUGAGCCACCUCUACCGAGGGGCUCAUCUGAAUUACCACCGCUCCCUUCUGUCCGGGGGCAUCACUAAUGCGGCAUACGAAUUUCUAUGGAAGGUCAUGUAA
Brienomyrus brachyistius is the source of this 4435-nucleotide messenger RNA. RefSeq lists its product as uncharacterized. The record is from RefSeq and is a predicted model, not a curated record. Lineage: Eukaryota; Metazoa; Chordata; Actinopteri; Osteoglossiformes; Mormyridae.